Cyphellophora europaea CBS 101466 is the source of this 2025-nucleotide messenger RNA. RefSeq lists its product as uncharacterized. Lineage: Eukaryota; Fungi; Ascomycota; Eurotiomycetes; Chaetothyriales; Cyphellophoraceae. The record is from RefSeq and is a predicted model, not a curated record. The transcript has a single exon. The coding region runs from base 1 to 2025 and encodes 674 amino acids. Gene Ontology annotation, molecular function: guanyl-nucleotide exchange factor activity; protein binding. Gene Ontology annotation, cellular component: cytoplasm.
AUGAAUAUACUUGAACUACCACAGGAUGUCCUUCUGUUGGUCCUUGCAAACUUGAACCCCAAGGAGUACCUAGCCUUUUGCCAGACUUCCAAGGCUAUCUACCAAGAGUACCGCCAGGACUCCAACUUCUGGCGAAAUACCACCUCGACAACCUUCCGAUUGCCCAUCAGCCCUCUCUUGGCUGCAGAUGGCCCUCGUUGGUACUCGCUCUACAAGAAGUUGAAGACCCAGACUCGAUUGUACACCUGGGGCCAAGGUCAGAAAGGUAACUUAGGUCCUGGCAGUGCUCUCCAGCUACCGCCUCGAGGGCCCCUAAGGGGACGCGGCAGAGUGAUACCUCACCGCCCAAUUCCCCGGCGUAUCUUCCAGCGUACCAGCUCCAGUUGGCCAACAGAGACUCACGUUCCUGUUGAAGUUGGUGUAAUUGCUGAUCUACAAUGCGGUGGCUGGUCUACCACCAUACUGUCAGCCGGUGGCAAGCUCUACACCACUGGCUCAUUGGAUUCAAUGAAUGGGAUUACCAUUGGCGAAACCACCGAUCAAUUCAAGCAGCUCGAAUAUUUGACCCAAAGCACGAGCAGAAUCCGACAAUUCUCUUCUGGUAGAAGACAUGUACUUGCACUGACUGACGAUGGCGAGGUCUUAUCCUGGGACAGAAUUAAUGGCAAAGGGUUGAAAGCAUUCUCGCGACACGCUCGGCACUUUGGCGGCACACCAACUCGCGUGGCGGCAGGCUGGGCCAUGAGCUCGGCAUAUAUACCCGAGACGGGUAUCGUGUACUGGAACCCAAUCAAAAAUGACGGGAGUGAUAAUGAGCUGGAUGGUUUGCAUGUCCAAGAGCGGACCAUUCCUGGCACUGCUGUCCAGCAGACGGACAAAGAACCCAUCGAAGUUACCAAGCAUGUAGUCCUCGAGGACUUUAUCGUAUGGAUCACGAGCCACUCUAAGAUCUACGCCUGUGGACUACAAACCGAGUCCGCCGACCAAACCGCUCCAAACGAAGACUUCUUCGAAGUGCCAGGGUACACGGCGCCUGGUCGGGAUCUCAAGGAUAUCCAAGGCCAAUUCCACAACUUCGGCGUCUUCACCUCUACCGGCGAAGUCCUCGCUGGCAAUGUUGACUACCUUCGCCAAGUAGCUGCAGCCCUGCGUAACAACCCUUCUCUACGCGACUCCGGCGACUGGUCGGAAUACCCUGCUGUCAUCUCCUCCCGCCCUGCAGAUGUCCCGACUUUACAACAUACUGGUGUUGUACAGCUGGCCUACGGCGACCAUCACUACCAUGCUCUGCACGCCAACGGCAAAAUCUCCAGCCUCGGACGCGACUCAAAGUCAUGCGGGCAGUUGGGACUCUCGGAUCCCAACACCGGUGGCCGCUUCCGCGGCCUCCAUCGCGACGUCACCCAGAUCAGCCGCGAUGCAACCCUGUUGCCCCUAGCCGAGCGCCGGGGCAGACAGAUAUGGUUCGAACCAGAGAAGAAAGACUGGCUGAGCUGGCUGGAGUCGACUUUGAAAGGCAAAGAUUUCAAGUCUGCUGACGGCGAACCGGCGGUCAGGGUGUGGGACGAUCUAGAAAAGUCCGCCAUCUUCAGUGAAUGGGUUGACCAGGAGGGACGGCAGUGGAAGCACGGGCCGCAAGGUAUGGCAAAUUCUUCCGUGCCAGACUGGAGUGGGGAGGAGAAAACAGAGACAGACUACGAGGAUCUGGAUCCGUACUUCGCCAUUGGUAUCGCGGCUGCGGGCUGGCAUUCUGGCGCCUUGGUGCUGAUGGACGAGGACAAGGCGUACAGUGUUCGGAGCAAGUGGCUGGUGGAGCACGAAGAAGGCGAUGGGCCGAGUAUCCCUGGCGCCUUCGAGUCCAAGCAUGACGAGGAAGAGUACGUCUGGAAGCGCGAAGGCUUCCCAAAGGUCGAGCUUCCAGAUGGGUUUGUCAUGCCUGGUGAAGGGGAGCCCAGGCCGUGGAGGGAGGGCAGACCUUCUCUGGCUGACUUGGGGCUUCCAGAGCAGCAGCAGCAGCAGCAGUAG